AUGGCACCGCUCAGUGUUGAGACGAUGGAAACACUCCUGAACCUCAAGCGUAAGAUCAGACGCGACAAAGACGCCGCCCCUACUCAACCGAUCGUUGGCGCGACCAAUCGAUACAACAAGUUGCAACCAGGAGCAACUUACAUACACGCAGGUGCUCUACCAUACCCCCGCGGCCCAGAAGGCUACAAGAAAACAAUCGAGCACGCUGGUUACACUCGGAGCAUUCUCGCACGUAAUCCUAUUCGACAUAACGAAUUCGGCGAUGAAAUAGAGGACGAGGAUAGUGACCCCGAAGCAGAUGCCGAUGCGCAGGAAGAAAACCCUUACAGCGGGGUACAUUUAGAAGAACUGCUCGCCCCUCUCAGACACCCAUCAGAAUUGGCAACUCACCCUUCGCUAUCUAUACCAUUCACCGAUUCGGCUCUGCCAAAUAUGGUCAAGGAAACCGAGGAAAAGUUGCGCCAUGAGCGCCAGAUGUUAGCGAACGCUCAGCGGUUGCAAGAGAAGUUGAUGGGUGAUGAGUCUUGGAUGCCUUCCGGUCGUGUCGAAACACCUGAAGACUGGGACUUGUUCGAGCCAAGAACGCGGGCAACUGAAAUCAACGGGAAACGCAAGAGAGACGCAGCCGUGCCGGUGCAGAACGGGGAUGCCAGCCAUGGUCAGGCAGCCGGAUCCAACAGGUCAAUAGAAGCCCGAGAAACAGAAGCUACCAACGCAGAUAUCACCGAACCAGCCACCGCGGUGCAGAACCGCACGGAGUCCAGCGAAGAACAUCCCACGGCCAACGACGUGGACAUGCAAGACGCCGACCUACCCUCUGACAAUGCUGUAAAACAACCAGGAUUGGAGGGCGAUACAGAAGACGCACAAGAGAAGGCUAAGAUCAACGGUGACGCCGACGACAUCGACUCCAGGAACGAGCCUACCACUGGUGAUCCCGAUGAAGAUGGCAGUACUCCUGCCCCACCACCACGGCGCAUAACACGCGCUUUGGCUGCCGAAAACACCACAGCCGACGAUCGAUCGCAGCGGUCCCCCUCGGCGCCCGUCUCCACGGUGUCCUCAUCGCUCCUGCAACCCGACCCAGUGUACCUCCUACCUUCGGAGCUCAGCACAUCCGCACGUUUUGCUGCUCUUCCCCUUGCUCUUGAGACUCCUGCCGACGAGCUCCUCGAAACCCGGCGCUUGCUUGGACACUACAUCCAAAAACAACAAGAAACCAUCCGUGGCUUCGAGUCUAUUCUAGAAAAGCUGUACAGAGCGAAACAUCUCCGCUCCAAAGUAUGGGAGGCUUGCAAGGCUGAAGGACAUGUAGGCGAGUGGAGCGAUGGCGAAGAUUGGAUCGAUGCAGAGAGCUGGGGAGAGAAGGAGGAAGACCUGAAGAAGGGCCGUGAUGAAGACGAAGCGCCCGAAGGUCAGGCUGAAGAGGAAGCUCCGACCAGGGUGCAGAGAGGGGCGAAGGGAAAGAGAAGGCGAGGCAGAGGCGAGAAGGAGUAG
Messenger RNA from Cyphellophora europaea CBS 101466, 1497 nucleotides. RefSeq lists its product as uncharacterized. Bases 1 to 1497 code for a protein of 498 amino acids. Gene Ontology annotation, biological process: negative regulation of silent mating-type cassette heterochromatin formation; negative regulation of rDNA heterochromatin formation. Gene Ontology annotation, cellular component: cytosol; Rpd3L complex. Lineage: Eukaryota; Fungi; Ascomycota; Eurotiomycetes; Chaetothyriales; Cyphellophoraceae. The record is from RefSeq and is a predicted model, not a curated record. The transcript is spliced from 4 exons.